Molecule: messenger RNA, 688 nt
Organism: Didymodactylos carnosus
Lineage: Eukaryota; Metazoa; Rotifera; Eurotatoria; Philodinida; Philodinidae
Source: the annotation of a GenBank genome assembly
AGAAAAUAUAACUUAUUCUUCAUCAUCAUCUAGACGUCAAUUAUCAAGUCCUACACAUCGUUAUGGAAGUAUGUGUGCUGUUAGUGGUGGAAAUAGUCCAAGAAUACAAUCAUUACAUAAUGAUUUUAAAACAAGAAAACAAUUGAGAGCUCGACAUAAAGUAGCUAAAACAGUUUUAUUUUUAUCAAUUAUAUUUUUUAUUUGUUGGUUACCAAAACAAAUACAUGAUCUUUAUUGGUAUAUUGGUGUUAUUGUUUAUCAUUCAAAAUGGAAUUAUUUUUGGCAUAUUAAUAAAACGGCAGCAUUAUUAUUGUCUUAUAUUUAUUCAUGUAUUAAUCCAUUUGCUCUCUAUUUUCUUAGUUCAACAUUUCGACAUUUUUAUAAACGAUAUCUGUUUUUUUGGACAAAUAUAUCUUGUAUCUAUUAUUGUUGUGGUAAAAAAAAAGGUAUUGAAGAAGAAUCAUCUACAAUUGGAACAAGUACAACAAAUAGUGAUCGUCGACGAUCAAGUAAUAAUACAACAACAAUUAUUAAUUUAAAAUUAAAUAAAAAGAUAAAUAAUAAAAAUGGAAAAAAUAAAAAUUUUAAAAUGAAACAAAAAUGUUAUAUGAGAUCUGAUACAACAUUAACAGCUAGUCUCAGUUUAUUAGUAUCACAACCCAAUACAAUUAUAUCAAAUAUUACAUAA